AUGGGUCGCCCGGAACUGGAAGCAGCCAGCUUCUCUGUGGUCAAGCUGGGCUGCCUAGUGGUCAUUAUCAGCUGUGGCCUUCCCUUUUGGCGUGUGAUGAAAUUUUCUGAAGAGACCAGCCUUUGGGAGGGCCUGUGGAAUUUGUGUGAGGCUAACGGACUCAAGAGAGUGAAGUGCAUGCGGUACAAUUUACACCUGGUAGUGCCACAGGACCUGCAGGUGUCUCGAGUUCUGGUGGUCAUCUGCAUCAUCAUCACCUGGCUGGGUCUGCUGCUAUACAACAUCGGGAAUAAAUGCAAGUUAUGUGUGUCAAAUGUGAAUGAUGCAAAAAAGAUCAAGAUGGCGGCAAGUGUGUUGUUCCUGGGGGCUGGUCUGCUGCUGCUGGUGCCUCUGUCCUGGGUUACACACAGUGUCAUCCCUGGCAUGGCCAACACUGAAAUGGUUGCCCUAUGGAAACCAGAGAUGGGAAUCUCACUCUACCUGGGCUGGUUCAGCUCCCUGCUGCUUCUGCUGGGAGGGGCCCUUCUGGGAGGGCCCCUGCUCUGA
Molecule: messenger RNA, 546 nt
Organism: Peromyscus californicus insignis
Lineage: Eukaryota; Metazoa; Chordata; Mammalia; Rodentia; Cricetidae
Product: claudin-13-like
Exons: 1
Coding region: 1-546 (181 amino acids)
Biological process (GO): cell adhesion; bicellular tight junction assembly
Cellular component (GO): plasma membrane; bicellular tight junction
Molecular function (GO): structural molecule activity
Source: RefSeq, a predicted model, not a curated record